Melanaphis sacchari is the source of this 1708-nucleotide messenger RNA. It is a transcript of the gene sigmar, whose product is annotated as tumor necrosis factor alpha-induced protein 8-like protein. Bases 733 to 1299 code for a protein of 188 amino acids. The record is from RefSeq and is a predicted model, not a curated record. Lineage: Eukaryota; Metazoa; Arthropoda; Insecta; Hemiptera; Aphididae. Gene Ontology annotation, cellular component: cytoplasm. The transcript has 4 exons. Gene Ontology annotation, biological process: regulation of apoptotic process.
UUUUUUUUUUUUUUUUUUCAUGAUCAUGCGUAGAAUUUAAUACUAAUAUAGGUAGAUACCGGGCACUGGCUACCUAUAUGGGUAAGUUAUAUGUACAUCAUAUCAUUAUAACAUUAUAACAUUAUAACAUUAUCGCCAUCACAUGCGUGCAAAGGCGUAAGCAGCUGCAAUGCGUUCGAUUUUUUUUUCCCUAUUAUACACAGCACUCAUUCACUCACUAUUACAAUAACCGUCGUCGUCAUCGUCGUCCGCGUACGAAUAUCAAGGAGGCAGCUGCUAUUUCGUUUCCGUCUUUCCGUCCACCAAACGGUUUUAGUCUAUAUAGUUCCUGUGCCGGCACCAAACCGUCAACCGCCACUACACGCUUGAACCGUAUAUACAGCGAAUAUCUAAAUAGUCAAUAUACUCGCAGUAACAUUUUUUCAUAAUAUUUUACCGAUAAAGGUUCUAAACUUGAAAUACUUAUUUUUAUUUUUAUAAUACAUAAUUUAAUCAAAUUUCAAAUUUCAAAUAAUAUACAAUAUACCUCGUACGACGUGUAUGUCAUAGAAGAUAGGUAUAUUAUAGCUGCAGAUAUCUAUCAUUGUUGACGCCAAGUAUUUUACUAUGUUCAUAAACUACAAUAACAGAUUAUUCAACUAUACAAAAAUGUAUUGAUUCCAGGUCAUCGCUGCAAAGACGACAUAGUAAACAUUUCAUCGUUUAAACGUUUUUUUUUUUAUAUAAGUGGGAAUGACUACGGAGGGGUUUAAAUCAAAGGAAAUUUUUUUACAAGCUCAAAAAAAGUUCUUGGGCAAAGUAACCAAUAAAAAUGUUAUAAAAUUAUUUAUCCAUGAGCGCAAUGCUAAUAUCUUGGAUAAUUUAUAUCGACUUGCCAAAAUUUAUACGGGAAAUAAGAAAGAAUCCGAAAAGUUGACGAAAAACAUUAUCAAAAUAAUUGUAAAAUUAAGUAUUUUAUAUAGAAAUGAUCAAUUUGAUAGUAAUGAAUUGGAAUUAGCGAAUAGUUUUAAAGAUAAAUUUAGAGAGUUAACUAUGAUUGUUGUAAGUUUUUACGAAAUAGAAUUUAGUUAUGACAAACAUUAUAUAACUAAUUAUUUAUUUAAGUGUAGAGAAAUAUUAAAAGAAUUAAUCAAAAGACAUCUCACGGAUAAAACACUUUUACGGGUAGACAAAAUUUUUGAUUUUUUUUCAAAUCCUGCAUUUUUAGAUUCAGUUUUUAUUAACCCAGAUUCCGGAUUAACCGAAACCGUGCACAUUAUAAUUAACGACUUAAAAGAAUUAUUAGAUAAAGACUUAUAGUAUAAUUUAAUAUAUCCUACUGAACACUUCAUACUUCAUGUUUAUAUUUAUCAAUUAUUGUUCAUUGAUUAGUAAAUCAAUUUAAAUUUAUUAAAAAACUUAACAUAAUAUCAUCUAUUGAUUUAAGCCUGACGCAUUAACGGUAUUUUUUAAGAAACAUUGUAUAAAUUGUAUAAAUAUUUUUGUUAGCAACCACGGUUAUGUACAACUGUACAAGUAACUAAAAAGAUAACUUAACUAGCAAAAUAUUUUUAAAUUACAUGUUGGUCAUAGCAUGGAAAAUAUGAUUGACGGUUUGUAAAAUGGAUUAUACUCAUACUUUAAGUUACCCAACCAAUUAAAUUAUUAUACUUAUUAUUUAUUUAUUUUUCCAUUUUAAAUUACUCAAAUAGUUUCUUUUUACGAAAAA